AUGACUUCUUCCCUUAAAAACGUCAAGAAAGCGACGCUACUAAGCCUCCUCGUUACCUUACUGAUCGUCUAUGGCACCGUGGCUAACCCGAUCGGUAGCAGCCAGGUUUGCCCGUCUUCCCCCCUCACACUUUUCGGUCAAGACACCAGCACCCUCCCUCAGGCUGCGCACCAGGCCCCAGAAACCAACCAGACGUGCCCGUCGGGCGACCGAGUACAGAGCCACUGGCCGACGAGCCGCUCCGCCACGUGCCCCUGGCGCUACGAGACGGACUACGACGCCGAUCGGUUCCCGUCAACCUUGACUCAGGCCGUGUGCAGCUGUGCACAGGAAGGGUGCUUGAAUCCCUACACGAACGAGCCCGAGCCCGACUUGGAGUGCACCCCUGUAAUGUACAGCGUGCCGGUGAUGCGUCGUCGGGACUGCGUAGACGGCGUUGCUGACGUGUACCAAGAUGUCGAGAGCGUCACUGUAGCGUGUGUCUGCUUGCGUCCCGUGUCACACGCCAUACGUGCUCCAGGUAUAAUUGGAUUAACAGAUUGA
Acanthaster planci (crown-of-thorns starfish) is the source of this 543-nucleotide messenger RNA. Its product is annotated as interleukin-17D-like. Gene Ontology annotation, cellular component: extracellular region. NCBI's taxonomy places the organism in Eukaryota, Metazoa, Echinodermata, Asteroidea, Valvatida, Acanthasteridae. The record is from RefSeq and is a predicted model, not a curated record. Gene Ontology annotation, molecular function: cytokine activity.